Molecule: messenger RNA, 5829 nt
Organism: Columba livia (rock pigeon)
Lineage: Eukaryota; Metazoa; Chordata; Aves; Columbiformes; Columbidae
Gene: PSEN1
Product: presenilin 1
Exons: 12
Coding region: 346-1791 (481 amino acids)
Biological process (GO): smooth endoplasmic reticulum calcium ion homeostasis; intracellular signal transduction; amyloid precursor protein catabolic process
Cellular component (GO): endoplasmic reticulum; nucleus; plasma membrane
Molecular function (GO): cadherin binding; aspartic endopeptidase activity, intramembrane cleaving; beta-catenin binding
Source: RefSeq, a predicted model, not a curated record
UGCCCCGGGACCGGGAAGCUGGUGUCGCCGGGCGGGGGCCCGACCCUCAGCCCCCACCGUGGGGGCCUCCCCGCCCUCACGGCCUUUCUGGCGGACGGCGGCGGAGUCGAUUGCCUCGCGUGGGAUCCCGCGCGGGCUCACCUGCCGCCGGGGAGUACCGGGACCCCAGCGGGGCCAGGCUGCUCGGGCGGGGCUGAGGGCGAGCUCCGCCGGCCUCGGGGGGGCCGGGAACGCAGAGGCUGCUUCUGCUCGCCGGAGAGACAGCCGGGCCAAGCGGCUGUGCUGCGUCUCAAGAGGAAAGCUCCAUUUUGCGCAGAAAUAAGUGAUUUUCAGAGGACAACGCCAAUGACAGAACUGUCUGCACAUUUACCCCAGUUUCAGCAUGGGCAGCUGACGGAAAACUUCCCUGAUAACCACCUCAGCAACACCCAAGAGUCCAUGGCCUCUGCUCUGUUUAAUACUGAUCAGAAUGACAACAGUGAAAGACGUCGCCAUGAUAAUAGUGGGCGCAGAAGAAAUGACAAUCCCGAGUCUGAGACCAAUGGGCAGCCACAAAACAACAUUCAGCAAGUGGUGGAACAAGAUGAAGAAGAAGAUGAGGAGCUGACACUGAAAUAUGGGGCAAAACAUGUGAUUAUGUUGUUUGUACCUGUCACACUUUGCAUGGUAGUCGUUGUUGCAACCAUCAAGUCUGUCAGCUUUUAUACACGCAAGGAUGGACAGCUCAUCUACACUCCUUUCACAGAAGAGACAGAGACAGUAGGACAGAGAGCUCUGAAUUCAAUUCUCAACGCCGCUAUCAUGAUCAGCGUUAUCAUUGUCAUGACCAUACUUCUGGUUGUGCUUUACAAAUACAGGUGCUACAAGGUGAUCCAUGGCUGGCUUAUCAUUUCUUCUCUUUUGCUGCUUUUCUUUUUCUCAUUUAUCUACCUGGGUGAGGUUUUUAAGACAUAUAACGUUGCCAUGGACUACAUUACAGUGGCGCUUAUAAUCUGGAACUUCGGUGUUGUGGGAAUGAUCUGUAUUCAUUGGAAGGGUCCACUUCGGCUCCAGCAGGCAUAUCUCAUUAUGAUAAGUGCUCUCAUGGCCUUGGUGUUCAUUAAGUACCUUCCUGAAUGGACUGCGUGGCUCAUCCUGGCUGUCAUUUCAGUGUAUGACCUGGUUGCUGUCCUGUGUCCUAAGGGUCCUCUUCGUAUGCUGGUUGAAACAGCUCAAGAGAGAAAUGAAACUCUCUUCCCAGCACUUAUUUACUCCUCAACAAUGAUAUGGCUUGUGAACAUGGCUGAGGAAGAUCCAGAAGCCCAACGGAAAGCUACUAAAAACUCCACUUACGAUAAACAAGCUCCGGCAAAUCAGACUCGGAAUGAAGAUGCUGAAGCAGAUGAUGGUGGCUUUAGUCAGGAAUGGCAGCAACAAAGAGACAACAGAAUAGGACCCAUUGAAUCAACUCCUGAAUCACGUGCUGCUGUUCAGGCUCUACCCAGUAACUCUCAAACCAGUGAAGACCCCGAAGAACGAGGAGUAAAGCUAGGCUUAGGAGACUUCAUCUUCUACAGUGUCCUUGUUGGCAAAGCCUCUGCAACAGCAAGCGGGGACUGGAAUACAACUUUAGCAUGUUUUGUAGCCAUAUUAAUUGGCCUGUGCCUUACACUUCUGCUUCUUGCCAUCUUUAAGAAGGCCUUACCAGCUCUUCCAAUCUCCAUAACCUUUGGGCUAGUUUUUUACUUUGCUACAGACAACUUGGUGCAACCCUUUAUGGACCAGCUAGCAUUCCAUCAGUUUUAUAUCUAGCACACUUGAUGCUGGUAUUCUAUGGAUAUUUGUAGCAAAUCGGGGAGGAGUAAAAAUGUUUUUCCCUCAGUUCUCAAGUGAAACUGAAGUUUAAAAUUCAAGAUCCCGAGCCUGAAUCAUCACAACCUCCUCCGAUGUGUUUUGGUUUGGUUGGUUGGGGGUUUUUUGUUUGUUUUGUUUUUCCUGAGACAACUGCUGCACUGGGCACCAUAUGAAUUUUCCUGUCUGAAAGUGGCUUCUUCCUGAUGGCCAGUCUAAACCAGAUGUUAUUAUAUCAGAGGUAAUCUGAUGUAGAUAUCUCUGGUGAGGACCACCAGUGUGAAAAUUGCUAACACUUCCACCAGCAACAUGAUCUCCUACCACAGGUUGAUUACUUUCACAGCAUUAAGGGUGCUCAGGACUUCCUUGGUGUUAACAGAGGAAGCUGACAGAUCCCAUGGAACUUGUCCCUGUAACCACUUGGAGAGGGAGAACCCAAUUCAGACUUCUUCGACAGUGAUUUUUUUGACAACGGAGUCCUGGCUCUGCUUUGUGUAACGAGAAAGGACUUUGUAGGAAUCGACAAAGGGAGAAAGUACUGUCAGUCUGGGAGUUCUCCACCACAUCAUAUCCUCUGUGCCUGAGUGUGCUUGGUGUAGUGAAUUUAAAAGUUUUGUGUUCUUUUUUUCCCACACAGGAACUAGAGCCUCUUCUCAGUUUUAACACUUUGUAUCCUCAAGCAUGGAGUGCACCUUCUGUACACCUGCUGCAGUUUAUGUAGCUACUUAGACCUGGACUGAAUUAUUUGGCAUUAGUGGAUCACAAAGUCCUAAUUUGGAUCUUAAAUUCUAAAAGGUUAAUAAACUACAUUAAAAAGCAAUUUCAGGACUUACUCUUUGUAAUCUUGCAAGUCAUUUUGCUAGAACACCAUUUCAAACCCUGCGUUUGAGAAUAGUCACUAACAGCAUGGAUUGCAUUGUUGGUAUAAGUUCAUUUUUUGAAAUUCUUAUGAAAUAAGUGGACAUUUGCAACAAUCCCAGAUGGACUCUUAGCUUGCCAGAUCUAGAGGCCAUAGUGCUAUCAUUAGCACUUCUACUACAUCACUGAGAUUUUUCUCUUCAAAAAUACGGUUUACAAUUUUGUUGACCUGAAGUAUUGGUCACUCAACCAUCUAACACCUCAGAUUAGACAGGGUUGUUUUUUUUUUUCAUACAGUAUCUUUAUUGGUGAGGAUACUUAAGUUAGGUGAGACAUAACUUAAUGUUACCCAGGAGCAAAAUUUGUGGCCCUCUUCACUUUAAUUACCUCUUCCAUGAGGAACAGAAGAUUGGAGGCAUGAAAGACAACUCAAAAUCACUGCAAAGAAGAUACAAGAUUUUGAACUUAUUAAGAGAAAAAUCAUUGAUUCUAACCUUAAAACUGCUAAACUCUGUUUCCUUCUUCAUUUGAAAGACCUCGUUUAUGAAUAAUUACUUGGAAAUGAGACUUGUGUGAGAUGAGGUUGCUUUUGCCAUAGGCUCUUACUCUGUACAAAUAAUUUUUUUCGGAGGGGGAGGUACAGGGAGUGGGUACUACUGAUGGGCAUUCCAUUUUACUUGCAUUUUGAUACUAGAGUCCUUGCCAAGUAGAACAACUGUCAAACUCCUGAGGCAGACUCCUUUUGCUCUUUGUCUGGGGCUUUGUUUCAGUGCCUGUAGAUUCAAAGGACGGAGACAUCACAGAUGCUCACCAACCAUUGCCCAAAUAAGGGAAGAAAGGCUGUGAUGUGUAAAUCUGCUUUAAAGCCAAGAAAGGCUUACUUUGAUUGUCCUUGGAAAUGUCUGUGUCUUUUCCAGUAUGACUUGCUAACUGUAGCGUUAGCAUUUACAUUUGCAGAAGGUAUAUUGUCUGUCUCCUCUAAAGUACUUUUAUUCAUCUCAUUUGUGUGCUGAUUCAUCGUGGAUAGCAUUAAUAAAGUAACCAUAUCAAAAAUGCUUACACUGACUUUUCCAGUCAACCUUGCUUGUGUUUUCUAGCUUAAGUCACUGUUCCAUAUUUUGCUGCAAUGAAACCUGACUUAAAACAGGUUGUUUUGGCUUUUCUGGUGUUUUUUGGUUUUGUUUUUUUACAAGACCUUGGUUAUUUUUAUACUAUUGUCACUUGUCCCCUUCCUGAGCAUUAUAUCUAAGAAAAUCCCUUGUGUGUUUUAUUUGGUGUCCUAACUAUUGUUUAAUCAUAUAAAACAGGUUUGCUAAGAGUUGGCAUCACUAGCAUCUCUGUGCAUAUCUGAGCUGACUCCCAGGGAAGAGUCGUUACAUAAAUGCAGCAGUCAUCUUUAUUGUUUCGUUUUGGUUUAAGUAUGCACCAUGGGAGCACCAGCUCCAUUAAGAGUUGUUUUAGAAUCAGUAGAAAUACACAAAAGCCUCUCCACAUACUUGAAUGAGUGUUAGAUGUACAACCCAAGAAAGAGCUUAGAAUCUUCAAACACUACAUUGCCAGUCUUCCACUCUCCAGAGCUGCUUCUGCUACCCUGAACUUAUAAUUUAUGAGCUAGUGUGGAGUUACAGUGUUGGAGACUAUAAAAUUUAUAUUCAGAGAAACUGUUCAAGUUUAUAUAUUUGAAUCUGAAAAUGAAUUCAAAAUCUGCUGUUCAAGCCCCAGCCAAUGUAUGUUAAAGUACCCAAAGUCCUGUGUACCCCUUCAAAAACCAGGAUGAAAUUUUUUAGAUUUGCCCUUUUAUGCCAAGUCACAGUAGCUUAUGUUCUAACUGAAAUCUUGCAGCUAAAGAUCAUUUCAGUACUUAGGUCCAUAAGGUUCAGUUGAGAACAGGUUUUGCUUGCAUUCGGGUUGUUACUAGGUAAGCGUGAAGGUUGUGUCACUUUUCUCUCCUUUGUCUUAAAACACCAAUCUCAUUUGAGAUCGUGAACCAUUUCAGCUUGGUUAGCUUGGUAUAACUGAAGGACUUACUGAGAUGUAGUCUGCAUUUUUGAGUUUUUCUUACUGUUAAAUUAGAAUGUUAAUGGCAGCAUGUUAGACUGUAGCUCUGAAAGAACCCUUGUGUGACCCACCUAGCUUGAUUCAUCCCUUUUGUGCCCAAGCAGACCAACUGGUAACUUGUGUGACUGCUUCAGGAGUCACACUUUGAAACUGGGGAUCAUGAGAGCUUUCUCUCUUCUUUUUCAGCUUACAGUAAUGAUUAGUCUUCUUUGGCUAAGCUUCAAAUAAAUAGAUGAGAAAACAUAAUACUGAGUUACAGAUUUGCCUGAAAAUCAGCCACUUUCAUUUCUCCUUUGUGUGUGUGUGUGUGUGUGUGUGUUGGAAGGCGUAAUCCAGAGCAAAAAGACUCCUUACAGCAAAUGUGUAUUAUACUGUCAUAUCCAUGUACGGCUACUGUGGUGGCACUCAAAUUCAAAUGUCAUCGGUGUGAGGUGAGUCUUGAAGGUGCGCGUGUGAUGCUGCAACAUAUUCCGGGUGGUUCUGACUGGGCAGAUGAUGACUUCUUCGAGCCAAAUAUUCAAGGGCUGUGCUCCACUAAAAACAGCUGAUCUCAGUGUACAAAGCGGACUCUGACUAUUUCAGGCAUAGGAGACUGGUGCUUCUUGGUUAUGUAGAUAUAUAUCUGUACCUAUAGAGAUGUAGAUAUGUAUAAUAUGUGUUCUGGGCAAAUAGGUGACAACUGUUCUGCCAUUAGUGCAGUCAAGAAUUAAAUAUGCAGAAGUAUCUUUUGGGUGGAUGGUACUGUAUAAAGAAACUUCUCAAAAUGCUUUAUUUAAAAAAAUUACUUUUGGCAACGAUGCUGUUGAAAUGAAUUUAAUAGACUGUGGAACAUGUCUGCACUGUGAUUGCAUCUCGGUGGUAACUUGGUCAUUGGAAAUGCUGAAACAUGAACUAGAAUGGAAUUCUUUUACACUCAAAGCAUUUGCUGUUUUUUUUACAAACACUGGUUUGUACAUAAUCUGAAUUGAAUGUGAAUGUUUUUUUAAACACCUUUCCAGUUCUUGAUUAAAUACUUUUUUGAUAGGUUAUUGCAAAUUUUCCUGUAUUUGUCUAAUUAUUAAAAUAAAACUCGCAUGGAUCCUG